Messenger RNA from Hordeum vulgare subsp. vulgare (domesticated barley), 847 nucleotides. Its product is annotated as basic blue protein-like. The record is from RefSeq and is a predicted model, not a curated record. Gene Ontology annotation, molecular function: electron transfer activity. The transcript is spliced from 2 exons. NCBI's taxonomy places the organism in Eukaryota, Viridiplantae, Streptophyta, Magnoliopsida, Poales, Poaceae. Gene Ontology annotation, cellular component: plasma membrane. The coding region runs from base 135 to 656 and encodes 173 amino acids.
ACAUAGACAGAGGCGCGUGAUGAAAUGGAAGAACGCCACCUAACUUGUGCAAAAACACAUCUUCUACUGAAAAAGUCAGAAGUCGUACGUCCUCCCCUCGGAGGAGCUCUACUCGUCUCCCCCCACCAAUCACCAUGGCCUCCACCGGCAUCCUACUGCUUCUCCUUGCGGCGGCGGUGGCAGGCCCACGCCACGCCGGCGCCACGGAGUACACCGUCGGCGACUCCAACGGGUGGACCAACGGCCCCAACUACCUGACCUGGUCGCAGAAGUACAACUUCACCACCGGCGACACUCUCGCGUUCAACUACGUGCCGCGGCAGCACGACGUGCUCCGGGUGACGCGGGACGCGUUCCAGACGUGCGAGCCGACGGCGGGGCAGACGGUGCGCAAGUGGGCGUCGGGCCGCGACGUCGUCGACCUCGCCGCGACGGGGGACUACUACUUCAUCUGCAACAUCACCGGCCACUGCCUCGGCGGCAUGAAGUUCUCCGUCGCCGUGAGCGCGCCGCCUCCUCCGCCACCGUCACCGCCUCCCCCACCGGCCUUACCCACUUCCAUGCCGCCGCCUCCAAGCUCCGGCGCAUGCGGACGGCGCCUGGCGAGGAUUUCCGGCCUCGCUGUGAUCGGGCUGUGGAUCAGCUUGCUGUCAUGACGGUGAUGGAAUCAGAACGUUGACUUUACUUGUGAUCGUCUAUGCUUUCCUGAGUUUACUGGAUGACCUUUGCGCUGGCAUUGAUAUUAUUGGAGAUGAAUUUUGCAUCUGGCGUGUCUGUCGAGUUCAUGAUAAUCUCAAAUUGGCAGUUGCGCACACCAGAAGCGGAGUUUUUCUUUUAAGAACGUAGA